UAAUGAAUUCGGCGAAUAUGUUUCUCUGUUUAAGCUUGAAAUCAUAAACAUCGGAUAUGUACAGCAUGUUGAGGUUGAAUUUAGUCUUGGUUGCUUUAAUUAUUUAUGUUCCUUUCUGCCUGUUGGAGUCGGAACAAAAUGAUGAAGCAACAAUGUUUGGGAAUUUGAAGUAUGACUCCCUACCGGAGCGCGUGAAAGAGGUUUUGCGUGAGAGCAGAACCUCGACGGACGAAACAGCUCAUUGGUGCUGUAAGAUCAAUCCAACCAAAACGGUUGUAGAUUCCCGAACCGUGACAGUCACUGUAGUCGUCCCAGUAAAACACACCCAUCAUUCCAGCUGUGGAUUCCUGUGGCUCAGUCGAUGCGGCAGUUCAUCAUAUACCACUGGGUACAAAACAGCGUACAGAGCGAGUUACAAAAGUAGGCUGGUACCAACAACCUGCCCUGACCAGCAUCUGGUGUGCUGUAAAGACUACAUAAAAGUUGCUGACCAGUGUUUGCCUCAAAGUCGACUCCCAGACAUAAAAGACGACUUGCUGCAUUUGCACUCUGCAGGAAUAGUUGUUGGUUAAAGAAAAAAUAGAAAAUACUGUAACAAGAAAAUAUUAAGUAAAAAUUCGUGGGUUAAGAAAGGAUUUGAAUCAUUGUGACAAAGAAAUAAUAAAAAUAUAUUUUAAACUUGAA
Molecule: messenger RNA, 684 nt
Organism: Mizuhopecten yessoensis (Yesso scallop)
Lineage: Eukaryota; Metazoa; Mollusca; Bivalvia; Pectinida; Pectinidae
Exons: 4
Coding region: 57-572 (171 amino acids)
Source: RefSeq, a predicted model, not a curated record